GCUGGCUGGAGCUGGGAGGAGGUGGGGGACUCCUGGCUGCCCUCCUUGCGCCGCAUUUCUGUCGUGACCUUGAGUUACUGCGUUGUGGAGAAUCGCUGACGAGAGUGACUGGAAGGAAGACGGCAGUCUGCUGAGCAGUUGCAAACACACGGUCAUACAGAGGAGCUGGGCGUGUGCGCAGUACUGCGACAGGACCUUAGUCCUUGCGUUAGAAUGCCAAAGGCACAAAUCACGGUUUUGUCUGGGACAAAACUGCUGAAAGUGAGUUACAACUUAGAAAUGGAGGCUGAAGAAUUAAGUGGCAGACAAUUGACAAUUGAUUCCAUAAUGAACAAAGUGAGAGAUAUUAAAAAUAAGAUAAACGAAGACCUUACUGAUGAGCUGAACUUGAAUAAAGUCUGUGCUGAUCCUACAGAAACUGUUAACCAAAUUAUGAUGGUGGCGAACACUCCAGAGAACUGGUUGAAUUUCUUGCUGAAACUAGAGAAGAACAGCGUCCCCCUAAAUGAUGCUCUUUUAAAUAAGUUGAUUGGUCGCUACAGUCAAGCGAUUGAAGCACUUCCUUCAGAUAAAUAUGGCCAGAAUGAGAGCUUUGCUCGAAUCCAAGUCAGACUUGCUGAAUUAAAAGCUAUUCAAGAGCCUGAUGAUGCUCAUGACUACUUUCAAAUGGCCAGAGAAAACUGCAAGAAGUUUGCUUUUGUGCAUGUAUCUUUUGCGCAGUUUGAAGUCUCUCAAGGCAAUCUUAAAAAAGGCGAACAGCUUCUUAAUAAAGCUGUGGAAAGUGGAGCGGUGCCGCUGCAGAUGCUGGAGAUUGCCAGACGCAACUUACACCUCCAGAAAAAGCAGCUGCUUUCAGAGGAGGACAAGAAGACUUUAUCAGCAUCCACAGUACUUACUGCCCAAGAAUCAUUCUCCAGUUCACUUGGGAAUUUACAGACUAGGCACACUAGUUGUGAUUCCAGAGGACAGCCUGCUACAGCCAGGAUUUUAUAUGGAGAGAACAUGCCUCCACAAGAUGCAGAAAUAAGUCAACGAAAUCCUUUAAAACAAAGUAACAAAACUAAACGUUCGUGUCUCUUUGGAAGAGUCCCGGUUAACCUUCUCAAUAGCCCCGAUUACCACGACAAGACAGACGGUUCGGCUGGGCCAAGUUUUACAAAAAGAAAGCUAUCUGGAUCAGAAUACCGAGAUUCAAUUACAACUGGAUCCAAACCAAGUGGAAAUGAUUCCUGUGAAUUGAGAGCUUUAAAGCCCAUUCAAGCUGUCCAUUUCAAAGACUCUCUGGUGUCCAAUGAAAAAAGUUCUGAGCUUAUUUCUGAUUUAGUAACCUUGAAGAGUAAAACAGAAUCAAAUCUUCUAACAAAAUUGGAGGAAAAUAAGGUGCAUCAAGAACCAGAAAUUGCAGAAAGAAAGCACAAACCGUGGCAGUCCACAAGAAAGUCAGAGUGUGUGAGCCAGAACCAAUGGCACAUUCCGGAUGUAACCCCAAAGACUCUUAAAGAGCAGAAGUGUGCCACUGUUGAACAACUUGCCUUAUCAGUUUCAAAGCAGUCACCUCCAAUGUCAGUUUCUAAACGGAUUGAUCCAAAGUCUGUUUGUGAGACGCCUAGUAGCAGUUCCUUGGAUGAUUACAUGAGCUGUUUUAAGACUCCAGUUGUAAAGAAUGCCUUUCCACCUGCUUGCCCAUCAUCGACACCUUACAGCCAGCUUGCCUCCCUCCAGCAGCAGCAGCAGCAGCAGCAGCAGCAGCAGCAGCAGCAGCAAGUACUCAGUACUCCUCUUCAAACCUUACAGCUUUCAGGAUCCUCGUCAAUAAAUGAAUGCAUUUCCGUUAAAGGAAGAAUUUAUUCCAUAUUGAAACAGAUAGGCAGUGGAGGUUCGAGUAAGGUAUUUCAGGUAUUGAAUGAAAAGAAGCAGAUAUAUGCUAUCAAAUAUGUGAACCUAGAAGACGCAGAUAACCAGACUAUUGACAGCUACCGGAAUGAGAUCGCGUAUUUGAACAAACUACAGCAACACAGUGAUAAGAUCAUCCGACUCUAUGAUUAUGAAAUCACAGAGCAGUACAUCUACAUGGUAAUGGAAUGCGGAAACAUUGACCUGAAUAGUUGGCUUAAAAAGAAAAAAUCUGUCAAUCCAUGGGAACGCAAGAGCUACUGGAAAAACAUGUUGGAGGCAGUACAUACAAUCCAUCAGCAUGGCAUUGUUCAUAGUGAUCUGAAGCCUGCUAACUUUCUAAUAGUUGAUGGAAUGCUAAAGCUAAUUGAUUUUGGGAUUGCAAACCAAAUGCAGCCAGAUACGACAAGCAUUGUUAAAGAUUCUCAGGUUGGCACAGUUAAUUACAUGCCUCCAGAAGCAAUCAGAGACAUGUCUUCUUCAAGAGAGAAUGGGAAAGUCAAGACCAAGAUAAGCCCCAGAAGUGAUGUUUGGUCCUUGGGGUGCAUUUUGUACUAUAUGACUUAUGGGAAAACACCAUUUCAGCAUAUUAUUAAUCAGAUCUCUAAACUACAUGCCAUAAUUGACCCUAGUCAUGAAAUUGAAUUUCCUGAUAUUCCAGAAAAAGAUCUUCAAGAUGUGCUAAAGUGCUGUUUAGUAAGGGACCCUAAACAGAGAAUAUCCAUCCCUGAGCUGCUCGCACAUCCGUAUGUUCAAAUUCAACCCCAUCCAGGCAGCCAAAUGGCUAGAGAAACCACUGAUGAAAUGAAAUAUGUUCUGGGUCAACUUGUUGGUCUGAAUUCUCCUAACUCCAUUUUGAAAGCUGCCAAAACUCUAUAUGAGCGCUAUAAUUGUGAAAGUCAAGAUUCUUCCUCAUCCAAGACUUUUGACAAAAAGGGAGAAAGAAAGUGAUGGACAGUUACUCACAAACCAAAACACUAACUCUGUCGUCUGCUGUAUUGAAUCUCUGUGGAAACAACUUUAAGAAACAACCUUGCCUGAGUUUCAUCAGUGAAAAACGUCAGUACAUUAUCCGCAAAAGAAAACUGUAAAGUUAACCACUAAUGGCACUGUAUAUAUUAAAUUAUAGAGUUGUGAUUUGUUUUAUGCUUUUCUGUAAAUCUAAUCUGUCCGGUAACAUUUCACACUUGGAGCAGUGGGGGGACACUGGACUGUUGAAGAUCUCUGUAAAUAAGAGAAUGUCUUAUUCUGAAGACCUAUGUAAAUAAAGCUUAUCAGCAUGAGAGUCACCACA
Messenger RNA from Peromyscus eremicus (cactus mouse), 3187 nucleotides. It is a transcript of the gene Ttk, whose product is annotated as TTK protein kinase. Gene Ontology annotation, cellular component: spindle; nucleus; kinetochore. Gene Ontology annotation, biological process: chromosome segregation; protein localization to kinetochore; peptidyl-serine phosphorylation. The coding region runs from base 214 to 2844 and encodes 876 amino acids. The record is from RefSeq and is a predicted model, not a curated record. The transcript has 22 exons. Gene Ontology annotation, molecular function: protein serine/threonine kinase activity; protein binding; protein serine/threonine/tyrosine kinase activity. Lineage: Eukaryota; Metazoa; Chordata; Mammalia; Rodentia; Cricetidae.